Molecule: messenger RNA, 3224 nt
Organism: Alligator sinensis (Chinese alligator)
Lineage: Eukaryota; Metazoa; Chordata; Crocodylia; Alligatoridae
Gene: THNSL1
Product: threonine synthase like 1
Exons: 2
Coding region: 274-2496 (740 amino acids)
Cellular component (GO): cytoplasm
Source: RefSeq, a predicted model, not a curated record
CUUGGGAAGGGGCGGGGCGGCGGUGGAGGAGGGAGAACUGACGCAGUCGCGUCGCCCGAGGAAGGGGUGUGUGCGCAUGCGCCGGGCCUGAGCUCGCGACCGUCUCAGAAGCAUGCGCGGGCUGGGAGUGGGCGGGGCCGAGGGCUCGGAGCGGCUGCUGUGCCCGGGGUCUGGGUAGCACCUGCACACGGAGCCCCCGCCGACCUGGCCCCGCCCCUCCUCCCGGCACUUGAGUCACUUGUAAAAUUAUCUUGAAAAAUCAGAGAAAAGAAGAUGUAUCACAUUGUUCGAUAUCAGCAUUUGAAACUAAUAACCCAGAACACUGUUUCUAAGGUGCAUUUAAAGUUGAUUUUUCCAAGAACCCUGGCAUUUGCACAACUGGGAAGGUCAUGGAUCUCAAGUCACUCUCAUGCUGCAGAUCAGAAUAUUAUCCUGAUGGGACCUCCUGGUGCUGGGAAAACAACAGUAGGGAGAAUAGUAGGUCAAAAACUGGGCUGUCCUGUCAUAGAUGUAGACAACGAUGUCCUUGAAAAAACCUGGAAUAUGAGUGUGUCAGAAAAAUUGCAGGAUAUUGGUAAUGAACAAUUUUUAGAAGAGGAAGGAAAAGCCCUGUUAAAGUUUUCAGCAUCUGGAAGUGUAAUUUCCCUUACUGGAUCCAAUCCAAUGCAUGCUGCUAGUAUGCAGCACAUGAAGAAAAAUGGGUUAGUUGUGUAUCUGGAUGUACCCACAAGAGACAUAAUAGAUAGACUGGAAUUCAUAAAACUGGAUCGUAUUGUGGGUCAGGGGCCUCAAAUUUCCAUGAGAGACAUACUUCAGUAUAGGAAACAGUUUUAUAAAAAGUGGUAUGAUAUCCGGGUUCUUUGUGAAAGUGGGAUUACAGCAGAGGCUGUAGCAGAUAAAGUACUUGAUGCAGUUAAGAGGUAUCAAGACUCAGAGGCAGAAACUUUUAUUUCAACCAGAUAUGUAAAAUCUGAAAAAUGUGAUAAAAAAGAGCCUGCUAAAUAUUUCAGUGAUGUUGUGAUUGAGAGCCUAGCAUCUGAUGGUGGACUCUUUGUUCCUGAGAAGGGGCUUCCAAAAUUAACUGCUGGAGAAUGGCAAAGCUUAGUAGAAGCAACCUAUGUUGAAAGAGCCCAGAUUAUAUUGGAAAAAUGUAUACAUCCUGCUGAUAUACCUGCUUCAACACUGGGUGAAAUAGUUGAGAUUGCUUAUGGAGAGAAUUUUACCUGUUCUAAAAUUGCCCCUAUUAGGCACUUGUCAGGCAACCAGUUUCUCCUUGAGUUGUUUCAUGGACCAACAGCCUCAUUUAAGGAUUUUGCAUCACAGCUGUUACCUCAUAUCUUUGCUUACUGUGUUCCCAGAAGCUGCAAUUAUUUGGUCCUAACAGCUACAUCUGGAGACACAGGGAGUGCUGUCCUAGAUGGUUUUAGUCGUCUUAAUGAUGCUGACAAGCAAAGAAUUGUUGUGGCCAGUCUCUUUCCUGAGGAUGGAGUGAGCCAGAUUCAAAAAUCUCAGAUGAUUGGCUGCCAAAGAGGAAAUGGAUGGGCAAUAGGUGUCAAAUCUGACUUUGAUUUUUGCCAGAUGGCUAUAAAACAAAUAUUUACCGAUUCUGAUUAUACUGGCUUUCUUACUGCAGAAUAUGGAACAGCUUUAAGUGCAGCAAACUCUAUAAACUGGGCUCGACUACUUCCUCAAGUGAUUUAUCAUGCCUCUGCCUAUCUUGACCUCGUUCAUCAAAGUAUUAUUGCUUUUGGGAGCCCAAUAGAUGUGUGUGUGCCUACUGGAAACUUUGGCAACAUAUUAGCAGCCUUGUAUGCAAAAAAGAUGGGAAUACCUAUCAGGAAAUGUAUUUGUGCUUCUAAUGAAAAUAACGUUUUGACCAGUUUCAUGAGAACAGGCCUUUAUGACUUAAGGGGCAGAAGACUAAUACGUACUUUGUCACCAGCAAUAGAUAUUUUGAAGUCUUCCAACCUUGAACGACACUUGCAUCUGAUUGCUAAUGGUGAUGGACAGCUGGUGACACUAUUGUUUAAUAAGCUGGAAAAUCAAAGCCACUUUCAGUUGCAGAAUGAGCUACUUGAGAAACUUCAGCAGGACCUGGUGGCUGGGUGGUGUUCUGAAGAGGACUGUUUAACUGCUAUUCACUCUGUAUACAGUACUACCGGGUAUAUUUUGGACACACACACAGCUGUUGCUAAAGUUGUUGCAGAUCGAUUACAGGAUAGAACCUGCCCAGUUAUCAUUUCAUCUACAGCUCAUUAUUCCAAGUUUGCACCUGCUAUUUUGCGGGCUCUGAGGAUUGCAGAAAUAAAACAGAAUCCAUUAAGUCAGCUUCACUUGCUGAGUUCUUACAGCCCUUUGCCUCCAGUCCACCAAGGCCUGUUAGAGACAUUGAAAAAGAAUGAGAUGCAGAAACAUCAGGUCUGUGCUGCUGAUGUGAAUGUUCUGAUGGCACAUAUAGAAACCUUAAUACAAAACCGCUUCAUGAAGGUUUCCUAAGUAAACUCACUAGGCAUUUUCUGUGUCAAUUUGAAUAUUUUCUUCGAUAAAGAUGCCUGUUUUAAUAAAAGCAUCGUUCACGAGGCCUGUGCCCAGUUUACAUUCAGAACACACAUUCUCGUUUUCAUUUUUAGCUGUAACAUUUUAACAUUGCUUGUUAAAAAUGUUCACUGCAUGUGAGAAUUUGAAUCCAUGUGAAGGUUCUGAAAUGAUAGCCCAAGACACUGAUGUGCCUUUUUCCAGAACAAGUAGGCUAAGGACAGCAGCAGUGCCAACUUCUCCAGGCAAUCCUUCUACUGUUCCUUGGCCUUGACCUGGAAGGAAGAAGGACUGCUAAGAAGAAAAGAAAAGGCAGCUGCUGGCACCUCUGAGAACAAGUGCAAUGAGUUGUAUUUUUGUUGUGUAUGUAGUUUGUGAUGUGAAUGCUCGUCCACUGGGAAUUUUUGCUAAACCCUUUAACUCAUUUCACAGAGCACUGAAAAGCUGUCAGAUGUAGUAAUAUAUGAAGACUGUUACUAAUAUAGUAUACAUUAAUAUUGCAAACCUUGAAGAGAAAUUAUCUACAUCCCUUGAGCCAUACAAUCGCACAGUUAUUUAAUAUGUUCUCUCACUUUAUAUUGUCUUUGUAUUGACUGUAGCUGAAGUUUUAUAUAAAAAUCUUGCUCUUCAUCAAACAUCAAGGAUUUCACACCAACAGUUUGUAUUUUUUGUGUGAAAUAAAAACCUUC